Messenger RNA from Pseudoliparis swirei, 1888 nucleotides. RefSeq names its product UDP-Gal:betaGlcNAc beta 1,4- galactosyltransferase, polypeptide 6 (gene b4galt6). The record is from RefSeq and is a predicted model, not a curated record. The transcript is spliced from 9 exons. NCBI's taxonomy places the organism in Eukaryota, Metazoa, Chordata, Actinopteri, Perciformes, Liparidae. Gene Ontology annotation, molecular function: UDP-galactose:glucosylceramide beta-1,4-galactosyltransferase activity. Gene Ontology annotation, biological process: carbohydrate metabolic process; glycosphingolipid biosynthetic process. The coding region runs from base 640 to 1788 and encodes 382 amino acids.
GAGGUGAACCUGCCAUCCCUUUUAUUGAGUUUAUUCCUCGCAUAUUUCCCCUGCACUCGUGCGUUUUGAAUGCUACAAUCGUGCGGAAGCAGCGUGGAGACUCGGUGGCAUGACUGGACGCGAACACAGUCCGCCGUCUGACAAAGUAGUGCGCCGACCGGGUUGGGAACGACGCACCGGCGGAGAGUAGACCGAGUGGUUGAAGGUAGCGCGGUCCUGCCCCCUUCCAAUGACCACCCUUCAGUGCUAGCGAGACACGCUUCGCUGGCGACACCGCGACCAUGGGAGGCUACCAUGAGUCUACAUAAGUAGUAUUGCCGCUGAGCCCCCCUCCCCUCCGUAGAAUAACAGUUACAACAUGCCCGACCGGUGGUGCUCCAUGAGGCUCUCCUUUGCCUGAUAUCAGCGUUACAGGCCUGCUUUUUCCAUCUGGAAAUUUCUUGGCAGGGGAAAGCAGGCCGGCUAGCACUGCUAGCGUUCGCCUUUUCCGCGCUGCGACUCUGGGGCUCGACAGUGCAGGUUUUGUCCAUGCCCACGCUCGUGACGCUAUCGACUAUCAAUUUUGGGACUUUUUUUUAAACUCCCAAGAAGUGUUUUAUGGGAUUGUUAUCGGCGAGCAAGACGCAGGCCUAAGCCAAGAUGGUGAACUGGAGGCGGCUGCUGCGAAUGUCCAACCGCUCGUUCCUGGCCUUCAUAUUCUUCUUCUCCAUGUCCACCACUUGUCUCUACUUCAUCUAUGUGGCUCCUGGAAUAGCCAACACAUACUUCUUCAUGGUGCAGGCUCAGGGCAUCAUGUUGAGGGACAAUGUGAGGACAAUCGGCCAGAUGAUUCGAUUGUACACCAACAAGAACAGUACGCUCAAUGGGACGGACUAUCCUGACGGCAGUAACUCCAGCGAAUACCUGGUGCAGCCAACCACGUACCUCCCGGAGAACUUCACCUACGCCGAGAACCUCCCCUGCCCAGAGCGAUUACCUUCUAUGAAGGGCCUUAUGGACGUGAACAUGACGGAGAUCCCUAUGGAGGAGAUAGAGCUGAAGUUCUCCAAAUUUUAUGACAUUGACUUCGGAGGUCAUUGGAAACCAAAGGACUGCAGCCCUCGCUGGAAGGUGGCCAUCCUGAUCCCAUUUAGAAACCGCCAUGAACAUCUGCCCAUCCUCUUCCAACACCUCAUCCCUAUGCUGCAGAGACAGCGGCUGCAGUUUGCCUUCUACGUCAUCGAACAGAGUGGAAGCCAGCCCUUCAACAGAGCCAUGCUGUUCAACGUGGGGUUCCGGGAGGCCAUGAAGGAUCUGGACUGGGACUGCUUGAUCUUCCAUGAUGUGGACCACAUCCCAGAGAACGACCGGAACUACUACGGCUGCGGUCAGAUGCCGCGCCACUUCGCCGCCAAACUGGACAAAUACAUGUACAUUCUUCCAUACAGCGAGUUCUUCGGUGGUGUGAGCGGACUGACUGUGGAGCAGUUCCGCAUGAUCAAUGGCUUUCCCAAUGCAUUCUGGGGCUGGGGAGGAGAGGAUGAUGACUUGUGGAAUAGGUUUCACUAUGCUGGUCUGAAUGUCACGCGACCAGAGGGAGAGAUCGGCAAGUACAAGUCAAUUCCUCACCACCACAGAGGAGAGGUGCAGUUCCUCGGGAGGUAUAAACUGCUGAGGUACUCCAAAGAGCGGCAACACUUGGACGGCCUCAACAACCUCAAGUACAGCCCGCACUCGUCCCUCAGCAGCCUCUACAAGAACAUCACGGUGGACCUGAGCCCUGAGCUCUCCCCCAUCGCAGACUACUGACUGCCCUUCUCCACACACCCCCGCUCCCCUCCGGCCUGGCCUCCCCGGGUGGAGGAGAGGAGAGUGGGGGUGGGUGGGUGGUGCACAGAGGGAGGGGGGA